This is a messenger RNA of Aethalodelphis obliquidens (Pacific white-sided dolphin), 6522 nucleotides long. It is a transcript of the gene SYNGR1, whose product is annotated as synaptogyrin 1. The coding region runs from base 60 to 758 and encodes 232 amino acids. The record is from RefSeq and is a predicted model, not a curated record. Gene Ontology annotation, cellular component: neuromuscular junction; synaptic vesicle membrane. The transcript is spliced from 4 exons. NCBI's taxonomy places the organism in Eukaryota, Metazoa, Chordata, Mammalia, Artiodactyla, Delphinidae.
GCACGCGCACGGGCUGGCGGAGCGCGCCGAGCGGCGUGCACCGCGCGGGUGCAGCCACGAUGGAAGGAGGUGCGUACGGAGCGGGCAAAGCCGGGGGCGCCUUCGACCCCUACACCCUGGUCCGGCAGCCGCACACCAUCCUGCGCGUCGUGUCCUGGGUGUUCUCCAUCGUGGUGUUCGGCUCCAUCGUGAAUGAGGGCUACCUCAAUAGCCCCUCAGAGAGCAAGGAGUUUUGCAUCUACAACCGCAACCCUAAUGCCUGCGGCUACGGCGUGACCGUGGGCGUGCUUGCCUUCCUCACCUGCCUGCUCUACCUGGCCCUGGACGUGUACUUCCCGCAGAUCAGCAGUGUCAAGGACCGUAAGAAGGCCGUCCUGUCUGACAUCGGCGUCUCGGCCUUCUGGGCCUUCCUGUGGUUCGUGGGCUUCUGCUACCUGGCCAACCAGUGGCAGGUCUCCAAGGACAGCCCGCUGAACGAAGGGACAGACGCGGCCCGGGCUGCCAUCGCCUUCUCCUUCUUCUCCAUCUUCACGUGGGCGGGCCAGGCUGUGCUGGCCUUCCAGAGGUACCAGAUUGGCGCAGACUCGGCCCUCUUCUCCCAGGACUACAUGGACCCCAGCCAGGACUCCAGCAUGCCUUACGCCCCCUACGUGGAGCCCAGCACCGGGCCAGACCCCGCCGGCAUGGGUGGCACCUACCAGCAGCCGGCCAGCGCCUUUGAGCCCGAGCCCCAGGGCUACCAGUCACAGGGCUACUGAGCCACAGUGACCGCCUGCCCCCCGCCUGCCUGUGACCUGCCCCAGCUGCCCCCUGCUCCCCUUCACACCCGGCCCCCUUCUCCCUCCCAGGCUGCCCUACCCGGUCCCUCCAGGUGGUUCCACUGAGGUCCAGGGCAGCUCGGGUGGGAUGGGGCAGUGAGGUGUUGGGGGGGUAUCCACAUGUGUGUGCAGGUGUGUCCAGCAGGGCCCUGGGGUGUUUGCAUUCGUUCCUUGUGUCUUCGAGCGUUCGUUGAGCACCUGCUGUAUAUCAGGCCUGUGCUUGGCAUGAGUGCUGAAAGACAAAUGGCUCCUGGGAAUGGGGAAGAGGGGAUGUGGAGGAGGCCCUGCUGGCACCACGAGUAGGAGUGGAGGGAAAACUAGACCGGGAGGAUGCUGGGAAGGUUUGGCUGCAGGGUGUGAGCGCCCACAGGACACUGGGGGCUGUCACCCGCUAGGAGUGAUACAACUGCCCUGCUAGGAGUGUUGGCCUGUCUCCAUUUUAUGGCUGAGGAAACUGAGGCCUGGAGAGGUCAAGGUCACUCACCCAGGGUCAUUCAGGCAGCCAGUGAUAGAGAUGGGGCCAAGCCCAGGCCCCUGACUGCAGAGCACCUGCUGUCCCCUGGCCUUCCCACCAUCCCCCCUCCCCGAGCUGGGGGCUCCACCGCUCAGUGCUACCGUCACUCUGGGAGGGCUUGGGGACCUCAGCCCAUGAGACACCCUGAUUCUGCUGCAAGCCAGGGGCCUGCUCUUCCCCGACUGUUCCCUCAAGUGGGACAGCCCUGCCUCCAGGCCCCUCUCCCCACAUCCCGCCAGCCCCUCCCCUGGCCGCCUCCCAGGGCGGGAGAGCCAAGAGGGCGUGCCUGGCUCCCGUGUGCUGCUCCGUGCUGCGCGUAUCCCGCCAGGAGCUCCAGCACGCCUUUGUGGCCUCCUGGCGACUGAUCGCUGUCCCUGCCUCUCGGAGGGGCUCGCUAUGUCCCUGCCCGGGACCGAGUGGACAAGGAGGCCUGGAUGGGGAGCACGUCGCCCAAGGUUACAGUGAGUGAGUGGCAGGGCUGGGCUUGCUACCUGGUCUCCUUGGUCCCAGCUACCCAGCAGGUGCCCCAUUCCCUGCCCUUGUGACCUCCCAGGAAACAGAACUGAUCUGGGACACUGUGUCAUCUUCCCUCAUUUGGGGUCAGCCAGGGUCCCGGGGGCUGGGACAGCCAAGCCAAAGCCUUCCAGAAGGCCUGCCAAUGGCCGGUCUCCCUAUGGGAAGACAGGGGCUCUAGACCCAGCAAGGCCAGCCUGCAGUUGCUGUCGUGGGACAAACUGUCCUCAAGAUGAACGGUGAGAGCCCCUGGGGCGUGGAAGGCUCCGGGAGGCCACAGGCUGUAGGGGAGAGGGUGGCAGGUGUCCUCAAAGGCACAGGGAGGGUUGUGGGGGACAGGGAGGGACUCUUACACAACGUGGGCUCUCCACUGAGCCUUAAGGGUUGGGGAGGCCUUGAAGAGGGGAGAGGUGUGGGGAGACCUGGGGCCCAGCGUCCACCAGCCAGUGCCUCGGGAAGCAGGGCACUGGGAUUGCAGGCCAGCACGGUGCUGGGUGUUCCCACCACCAGCCCCCACGAGAACCCUAAGGGGCAGGUAAUAUUUGUUCACUUGCCUGUUGAUUCAGCAGUUAUGGGGCAUCUGUGCUGGGAAUAUAGAGGGUGGGGUCCCUGCCCUCAAGGAGCCGACAGCCGUCAGAGGUGAGCAUUAAGCCGACAGCUGUAUCCAGGGUCCGUUACAGGGGUGAGACGCUAUGCGAGUGCACGACGGGCUGCGGCUCCCCAAGGAGGGGCCCUGAGGAUGGGCAGCAGUUAGCUUGGCAAUGAGGGAAGGAGAGGAAAUUUCCUAGGCAGAGAAGUAGCAUCGUUGUCCCCACUUAAGGGGAAACUGAGGCUCAGCACGUGAAUUAGCGGUGGAGCAUGGAUCAGGUCUGGUCAAGUCCUCCCAAGGGGCAGCGGUGACGGGAGAGGACCCCAGGCAGCCAAGUGACAGCUGCUUGUUGCUGACUUCAGUUUUCCACAUCUGGGGAAGGGGCUCUAUCUAUGGUUCUCUCCCCCUGGGUGGCCCAAGUGGGGACAGGAUGGGGCUCUGGUAUCUGCCAGGUUGAGCAGUGGAACCGGUACCAGAGCAGCGGUUUGCGAAAAAGGUAAGGGUGGGAGUGGGUGUGUUUCUGGCAGAGAGAAGCUCUGUGCCCACAUAGGAUUCUCUGAGAAGUCCUCUCCCUCACCCACUCCCCACCAAAAACAUCCCUUGCUGAUGGGCACCAGGAGACCCCAGGGUGCUGCCCAUGUCUUCCCCUGGGCACCGACCAGCUGCUGGUGAUGCUGGGCUAGAGGGCAGGAUACCAUUUAAACUUUACCCGGUCGCUGGGUGUUUAUUACAGACUUUACCUGCCACCCCAGAAUGGGAAAACUUACAAGGCCCUGCCAGGACUGGGGGCUGCUGAAUCAUCUCACUCAGCAUUCCCCACUAGUCCUGGGGUGCUGCCCAGACAGGGUCCCGUGGUCAGGUUGUGCUGCGGCGGGGGUGAGAAACAGGAGCAGGGAUUUGCAGGGCGGGAAUUGAUUGAGACCCAGGGCUCCCGACUCCCCUGCUGAGUGGUUGGUGGGGAAGCCCUGCUCUUUCUGUUGGCUGAGGACAGCCCCCUGGGGACCCCAAGCUUAGAGCCUGUGCUCACAGGCCAGCGGUAUCCCCUUUUCCCUCCCUGCUGCCCCCCCCCCGCCUCCCCCUUGCUUCCAAGCCCUUCCUUGGAGAAGGGCACCCCUGCAGUCCGACCUUGCUGAGUUUGGGCUCCCUCCUCCCGUCAAGUGCAAGAGAGGGCCAAGGAAAACUGGGUUCCACACAAGUUUAGAGCUGCACGGACGCUUAGGGGUGGUAGAGUCUGGGCCAGGAAGACAGUGACUUGUCCAAAGUCAAGCACAGAGCCAGAGGUUCGGGAUCCAGGUCUCCUGCCUCCGAGUUGACACUCAUCCUGCUCCAUCACAGGCAUCUGGUCCACCCGGGUGUGUAACAAUUGAGGGACUAACUCCCAGGGUGCUGGCAUCUGCUCCCCACUCCACCCUUCCCUGGUGGUUCUUGAUCUUCGAAGACUGUUGGGGGUCCCAGGCUUCCCCCCACGUUACCCCUCGGGAGCCCCCAACCUUGGCCCAAGACCCCUUUGAUUCUCUAAGGAGCACAAAGGGGGAGCACCCCUCCCAAGAGUUUGUGGGAGGAUGGACUUGUCCAUCCGUCUCCCAGCGCUGCCCCUUGAUGUGACGCUCGCCAUCCCCUGGUGCCCACAACCCUUGUCUGGGUGCCCUGGCCCUUCCCGCAGCGUUACUGCCUGUGUAUAGUAUAAAUAUAUAUAUUUUCUAUAUAUAAGAUGUAUAAUAUAAGGCUCCACAAAUAUAUCUCUGUGCGUGUGUGUGUGCAGUGAAUGGCAGUCCCCAUCCUGGGCCCCCACUCUGGACUCCCCCACCACCUGGUUAAGUCUCAAGAGUGAAUCCAGUGGCCCCAUGGCACCCUCCUCUAUGACAUCCGUCCAUUUGUGGUGAACCAAGUGAAGGUGGUGACUUCUGGUGACAUAGUAAUAAAGUGAAGACUCCAAACCCACCAGUGGACUGCAGAGUGUCACGGUGUUUUUUUGGUUCUUGGUGGGUGUGGCUUGGCAUUUGCCCAUCCCCUCUGUCUCCCCUGACCUGGAACAUGCUUUAUUUGUUCAUUAAUGUUUAGUAAAAAGUAAAGUCAUUACGGAUGAAGCCAGUGCCCCUCACCUUUACAUGUGUGCAUGCACGCACACCCCAUCGCCACUCCCUUUCCUGGCCCCUUCCCCAACCACCACAGGCAGCCAAGAUUAGCUUGGCCUCAUUCCUUCCAGACCAUUCCCAUGCUCUUACGUACACAUGUUUGCAGGGUGCUGUUUUUAAGGUUAGUGGCCCUCAGCUGCCACAGGAUUUAUUCAGACUCUGGAAAGUGCCAGACACUGUGCUGGGCCCUAGGAGUUCAACACUGAACCAGGUAGACACCCCUGCCCUUGCAGAGGUGGUCUUCCAGCAGGGGAGAUGGACGUUAAACCAACGUGCAAGCAAAAAUCUCAACUGUGUGAAGUGCUGAGAGUGUCAGAAAAUGCGGUUUAGACCUGGGCCCUUCUGAGCAGAUGACCCUUAACCUGAGCUGUCUAGGAUGAGCAGGGGUUCGCUGGCAAGAAGGUGGGCUGGUGAGCAUUCUGGAGAGGAACUAAAACGCCGUCCUGUCUGGGGAAGAGCUUGAGAGUGGCGGACAACGGAGAGAAUGUGGAGGGUACUCGAGUUGCAUGGCGCAGGGUCUUGAGGCCUGCGUAGGGGUUUGGUUCAGAGUCAGUGUGUGGAACCCACUGAAGAGCGAGUGACCGUCCCAGUGUGUUCUUUAAAAAGACCACUCCGGUGGUGAGAUGGCAGUCGAGGUUGCUGCCCAGUGUUCAGACAGGAAGGUCACCAUGGCGAUGAGAAGAGUGGAAGAAGUUUGACGGAGGAGCAGAUCAGUAAAUAAUGGACUGAGUAAAGAGGGGUGAGGUAGCUGUGAGAACACCUCCCAAGUACUGGAAGUGCUGGAGGUCAGGCUGGCGGGGAGGAGCAGGUGAGCUUGGCUCUCAGUAUGGACCUGUCAGUUAUGGUGCUGGCCACGCCCACUCCCCUGCUCUCUGCAAAUUCCGCAGUAGUCCCGGCCUGGGAAAUAGCCUCUAGGCCUCUGAUUGGACAGAGGUGAACACCUGAUCCAUGGGCCGCCCCUUCACAGGCUGAUGGGUUCCAGGGCCUUGGCGCCAUGGCUGUUAUAAAGCACCGACCCCCAUCCCACCCCACGCUAUGACCAAGCCAAUCAGGUUGCUUCCCUCCGCGAUGGCGCAGAGGGACCGGUCAAUCGGGUGGGCGGAGACUCAGGAAGAGGCGCGAGUUCCAGGAGAAUGUGGAGAACCGCAGGUUUCAGCCUACCCAGGUUCUGUCCUGCUUUGCUUUAAGGAGGCCUGAACGCCGCAACUGCUCGCAAUCAGAAGAGCCCCACCACCCCUGGAAGGCCCGCCCUUGAGGGUGCUGUCCCCCCACCCCCAGCCCGGCGAGAGGAAGCGUACCCCUGGGACACAGUGGGGCUGGGCUCCAGGCCGCUAGCUUCUGCUUGACCCCGGGGCUCACCUGUAACAGCCUUUCCCCUCAGUCUUCAAGAAGAUUAAUGGAAUUGUGAUCAUAGUCACACCGUCCUCUGUUUGCACUUUCUGUCCUCGUCAUCAUUAUUCCGGUAUUCCCUCCACCCUUUACAGUUACCACUUGUCACAUAUUGCCAAAGGACUUCAAAAAUUGACAUCGAAGGACUCAGAUCUGCCAUCUGGGAUGGGGGUGGGGGAGCGAUUCAGAGGAAAGUGUCUCAGUUGGAGAAGACUGCGCCCCAAAGGGGAUGAACAGGACAUCACAGUGAAGAGUGUCAGCCUUCCAAGAUGACCAGCGCUCCACACUGUGAUGUGGGUUUUAGAAAGUUAUCACGUGGUGGCCAUUCAUUGGACUGGAGGGAAGUCUGUAAAAGCCUGAAGGUGUUGUCACAGAGGCAGGACAAUUUGCAGAAGUGUGAAAACCCUUGAAAAAAAUACUAGUUUUCAGAAUCAGGGCCGCUACAUAAUUUGCAGAGCCCAGUUCAAAAUUAAACGCAGGGCCUCUUGUUCAAAAAAGCAGUAAAAAAAAAAAAAAAAAAGUGCAGUUAAAGGUACUAAAAUAUAAAGAUUUUUUCUUUCAAAA